This is a messenger RNA of Chaetomium strumarium, 2013 nucleotides long. RefSeq lists its product as uncharacterized. Gene Ontology annotation, molecular function: protein binding. The transcript has 3 exons. Lineage: Eukaryota; Fungi; Ascomycota; Sordariomycetes; Sordariales; Chaetomiaceae. The record is from RefSeq and is a predicted model, not a curated record. Bases 1 to 2013 code for a protein of 670 amino acids.
AUGGCAGUCGACGCCGAAGACCUCCUUAUUCAGCCCUUCCGUGACGUGGUUGCGGCCGGCGCCGCCGCCGUUGCGAAUGCGAGAAACGACGGACCCGCCAGCCAUGUCGAUCGCAUGGCCAGGGCCGCACAGGCGCUCGUUCGGGAAGGUGAGAGGGCAUUGACCAAGGUGCAGCUGGUCUGGAACGACCACGUUGCCAGACAUGGAGACACAUUCCGAGAAACGAUGGUGCAGCAGGCUUCCAUCGAGAAAAGGCGACUGGAGCUCGAGGAGCUGCUCUGGGACUUCGACGACUUCACACAUCCGGACGAGUUUGACCAGCAGCGAUAUGCGGCCCUGCAAGCGGCAACCAAGGCGCUGGCCCUGGCCAUCAUUGACACGGCCAAACGCCUGAACUUCGAGACAACCAUCCCACCAACGCCAACGGGCGGCUUCCCUCCCUUGCCUCCACUUCCCACUCGUCCUGAGACGCGAGCUGGUCCCAGUUCUCGGCCCCCCUCCGUCCGCUCCAACCGCCCGCGAACCUUGUCCAAACCAAAAGCAGCACAGGAGUAUAAUGCCGGGAACGCUCAGGAUGUGCGGCGGGACAGUAUACCCUCCAGUCCAAGCACCGCCCACACCAGAACAUCUGUCCUGUCAGACACCAGCACAUCGUCAUCCGCAUUGCUGGGGAGUCUGGACUCUCUUGUCAUCCCCGAGGACCCGCCCGAUGCCAAGGGAUUCCCGCCCGGUUCCAACAACACAGACCUGCUCGGCCUAGAGGAACUGCUCAAAGAGUCGAGCUUCCACAGCGAACGCCGCAAAUCCCGGCCCGCCAGCCCGCGGAUCCCGGAUUGCGGCAUCCGAGAAGACAGCACCUACUACAGGCUCAAGGGCCUGUGUAAGGGGGCAACAAGGUUCCGGAAGGAUGGCCACUGGGGCAGCAUCAAGCUCAGCAGCGAGUACGAUGCGGCCGGUACCUCGGUCGGUGGCGGGGAUAUGAUGCGGGCUUCCGAUGGGCUGGCGGUGCCCUUCCAGUACGAGACGGCCAAGGUUGGUACCUGCAGCGAGUGCGGGUAUGCUGACGACCUAGACAACGUGGAACUGGACAAGAGCAAUAAGCCCGAAGCCGUGCGCACCUCGGCAUGCGGAGCCCGCUACCGGCUCCGCCUGCUUUUCAAAUCCCACCUCCGGCAGGGCAGCAGCAGCAGCAGCAGCGAAACCAACUACGCCUGCCUGUGGUGCGUCCAAGCGGGCGCCGUCAUGCGCGAGGGCGACGCCACCGUCUUCCGCUCCGCCGAGAACCUGCUCCGGCACCUCGCCCGCCACCCACAACCGCUCCCGUCCCUAUCCGGCAUCUCAGUACGCUACGGCCGCCUGCUGCCGGACGACGCCGACGACAUCUUCGACCUGCACCUGCCGGAAUCCCCGACCCCGGUGCCCAUGCCGGAGAACGUAGCCCGCUUGGCCACUGCCGUCGCCGUGAAAGACCACUACCGCCGCCCGGGGAGGGGGAAGCUGGACAAGCCGCCGGGCUAUGACGCCGACAUGCUCGAGUUCAUGGAGGGCGCGCGCAUCGUGGGCGUGAUCUUCCCCGAGAAGUGGGGCGGCAAGUACUGCCUGGGCCGUCACGACGGCGAGUUCGGCGCGUUCCCGGCCAAGGCGGUGGAAUUGCAAAGCCCGCAGCCGAGCGAGAUCCCCGCGGGCGGCGAGAGCGGCAUGAGUGCCACGGCCAGGUGGAAGUGGGCGCCCCCCGGGGGGAAGGAAGGGGCGCCGUGGCUGGCGUUUGGGAAGGGCGAGGUUAUUACCAAUGUGCAGUGUCUUUACGCGGACUACUGGUGCUGGUCCGGGACGAACAGCAAGGGGAAGACGGGCGUGUUCCCUCAGUCGCAUAUCGACUUGCAGACGCUUAGGGGGCAGGAUUCGACGGUCGCCAAGAAGAGCAGGGGCAGGAGCUUCUUCGGUAUGCGAUCCCACAGUGGCACGGACACCACGAAGGGCGGUUCGGGACAUAGAAACUCCAUUGCCGGAUAA